UUGUCGUUAAACCACGUUGUGUAAACACGUGGGCUAGUUGGUAUUUCAAAAUAUAAGUGAAAAGUAACUGAGAAAAUAUCUGUUCCAUUACUUAAGUACCAUCAAAGAUAAUAUCUUUAGCACAGUGCAGCCAAGAAAAUACUCGUCAAAGAUUUUAUAAACGAUUCAACACUUGGAGUCCUGCUCUUGAAGGUACUGUAAUUGUCUUGGACGUUUAGCAUCAUCACUCAGCCUUUCUUUGAAGAGAUGGAGAAUCCAGAACUGUAUAUAAAUCAUAUAUUAUCUCAUCAGAUGAAAUAUUAUCGUCAUUUAUUGGACACGUACUUUCCACAUAUUCUCCAUAGUACGAACCACGGCAAGUCAGUGCUAGACAUAGGCUGCGGCCCUGGAAAAACGACUCACGACCUUAUUCUUCCCUACCUGGAACAAGAAGUUAAAGAAGUUAUUGGAAUUGAUAUUUCCAAAACAAUGCUCGACUACGCGAAGAAAACGUACGAAGACGAUCGACUUAGCUUUGAGAAAGUUGAUGUAUUAGACGUUCCCGAUAAAUUUGUAGGUCGCUUCGACUACAUAUUUUCUUUUAUGACAUUCCAUUGGAUAGAGGAUUAUAGAAAACUAUAUUCUAACAUUUUAAAAAUGUUGAAGCCGAACGGAGGCUUUCUUGCCACUUAUGUAUCUUCUAGUACAUCGUCUCGUAUCAUUAAAGAACUUCGUAAUAAUGAAAAGUAUGCACCUUAUUGUACCAACUACCAACAGGUAUUGAAACCGGGAAUGCCAGAAAAGGAAUUAACUAGCCUUUUAGAAGAUAUAGGAUUUGAAAGUGUCUUCUGUCAAGUAAAGGCAAUUCGUUUUGAAGGUUAUAGUAGGGAGGACUUAGAAGGUCGUUUCAUUACAAUAAAUCCGUUUUACGAUUUGGUUCCCAAUCAUUUACAAAAGGAAUUCUUAGCAGACCACGUUGAUCGAGUUGAUUCGGUGAUUGAUGAUAAUGGCAUAAGAAAGUAUUACCUUAAUGACAACUUGUUUGUAGUACAUGGCCGGAAAAUAAACUCAAAAUAGACGCAUUUUGCUUAAAACAAUCUGCCAUAUCCCUAGUAUCCUUCCUAACACUUUGAACGCAGCAUCGUCUAUUCAUCUUAGGUGCCUCUAUUCUCUAACGCAUAACGAUGUUGUUACAUAGCGAAUAUCGUUCG
Photinus pyralis (common eastern firefly) is the source of this 1190-nucleotide messenger RNA. RefSeq names its product juvenile hormone acid O-methyltransferase-like. The transcript has 4 exons. The record is from RefSeq and is a predicted model, not a curated record. NCBI's taxonomy places the organism in Eukaryota, Metazoa, Arthropoda, Insecta, Coleoptera, Lampyridae. Bases 247 to 1056 code for a protein of 269 amino acids.